AUGUCGACAGCCACAGAAGCCCAGAAAAACCUUCUUUACAGGCACAGAUUGGCACACGAACUAUCGGAACUCUGCCCUGAAUACUCUGGAUACUCCCACUUGCUCUUCCGCGCCGGCGUGGAGAAGUCAGAGCAAUCCAUCCCCAAACAACACAGUGAGCUGUAUCCGCACUGUCCAAAGUGCGGCAGCAUGCGUCGAUCUGUUACUACGUCCACCCGCUCUAGACGCUCUAUCGCAUCCGCCAAGAAGAAGCUUAGAAGAAAGCAAAGGAAGGCGCAAGAGCACGGCGAACAAGGUUCCAAGGAAGGCGAUAUAAUCAGGAACUACAUCAUAGCUCAUUGCCUCACUUGCCAUUUCGUUUACAGCUUGCCAGGCUCCUCUGUCUCCAACAUCCGCGAUUACGAGUCGCGCAAGCGGAAAUAUCUCAGUGAUUUGACUUACGAUCCUUCAAUCAUAUUGGAGGAGAUGAGCUCUGGUGGCUCGGCUUCUUCAAGUAGGGCAGCCUCACCUAUGCCUGUGUCUCAGCAGUCACAUGAGUCACAACCACAGACAAAUACCAGCAACAAGAAAAGGAAGAAAGGCAAACAUCCUUCAAGUCUACAAGAACUUCUAGCUCGAAACAAGGUUCGCGAAAUGGACAAAAACAGCAAGAGCAAUACCAAUAGCAAUAGCAGCUCGCAACCUAAUACACCCAGCUCCGGUUUGGGUGCUUUUUUAUCAUCCUACGACUGA
Molecule: messenger RNA, 732 nt
Organism: Wallemia ichthyophaga EXF-994
Lineage: Eukaryota; Fungi; Basidiomycota; Wallemiomycetes; Wallemiales; Wallemiaceae
Exons: 1
Coding region: 1-732 (243 amino acids)
Source: RefSeq, a predicted model, not a curated record